Messenger RNA from Puntigrus tetrazona (Sumatra barb), 2859 nucleotides. RefSeq names its product GC-rich sequence DNA-binding factor 2 (gene gcfc2). The record is from RefSeq and is a predicted model, not a curated record. The coding region runs from base 423 to 2786 and encodes 787 amino acids. Gene Ontology annotation, molecular function: DNA binding. Lineage: Eukaryota; Metazoa; Chordata; Actinopteri; Cypriniformes; Cyprinidae. Gene Ontology annotation, biological process: mRNA splicing, via spliceosome. Gene Ontology annotation, cellular component: nucleus. The transcript is spliced from 18 exons.
UAGAAUUUAUUGUCUUCCAUAACUACAGCACAUGCAUACAGAGAAUUGAAAUUGCUUGACUCUCGGACCGCAGGUGAACACAGGCAACCCUGACAGUACGAUAUAAAAUUACAGAUAUAUAUAUAUAUAUAUAUACCAAAACAGCCAUGCAGUUAUAUACAUACAUGCUUAGGGGGAUCAGUCUUAAAUAAUUGUGUUUCAAAUCGACAAGGCACAGUUUGGAUAUAUUUGCCAUAUGUAUUUGAUUUUGCCACAACUCCAACAACUCCUUUCACAAUAAAUGAAAUAUAUACAAUCAGGUCUGUUAAUAAGGCGCGGGGCUUUUAUUAUGAAAUGUUUCUAAACGACGACCGGGAAGUACAAACCACGUCAGUACGUUACUGAAGUCGUCGAUUUCACGUUCACGUUGGAUUGGAUUCACAAUGUUUAACAAAAAGCCACGCAGAAAUUUCAGGCAAAGGAAGAAUGAAUCCAGUGAUGAAGAUGAGAACGAAAAGCUCAGCGGUGACGCCGGAAAGGAAACGGAGAAAGCGGUUUCGCCGCGGAGCAACGGCAGUCCAAAGGCUCGCGAGCGCGACUCCAGUGAUGCUGAGGAGUCCUCAGACACAAAACACCGGUCGAAGAGCAACACACUCAGCUUUCUUGAGGAAAAAGACUCCACCGAGGGCAGUUUUACAGUGAGACGCUCGGUCAACAGAGAAGUUGUGUUCCAGGCUCGGAAAAAAGAAAGUUCCCCCGCGCCGCCGCUCGGCUCCAAGGUUAAGAAGAGUGAAGAUGUCCGUGUGCAAUCUGACAGCGAUUCUGAUUCAUCGGUGGAAGAAGUUCCUCCUGACAGCGACGAGGGGAGUUCUUCUACCCUGUCGAGUUCGUCCGGUUCUCCAAAACCACAAAGAGUCGUCAUUCCCGACGCUAGAAAGAUUCGCGCUGCCAAAGAGAAAAGGAGACAAGCCAGAGCCCAGCAGGAUUACAUUUCAUUGGAUUCACCCCGAACUCCUGGGAGCCCACAGGAAGAGGAUCCGAGCAAUGGAGAACAAGACAGUGACAGUGAGCUGGACGAUCAUGAGCGUAGAAUCCAGUUUGCACCCAAACCCAAGACUCUGAGAGAGAGAAUGGCUGACAAGAUGGGCAGUGAUAGUGAAGAGAGUUUUUCUGAUAGCCAAGAGGAGGAAGACCAGCAGAUAUGGGAAGAACAGCAAAUCGGAAAAGGAGUCAAAAGACACCAAGAAUGGCAGGCUCCUAGACCGGCACGGCAGAAGAAAAUGAACGUCCCUGAAUCCCUGCCGCCAGUCAGUAUCGAUGUCAUUAAGAAGAGAAUCAUUUCGAAAUUAGCUUCACUGAGAGAGGUGCACAGGGCUCGGGAGGCGGAGCUAAGGAGGAUGCAGCUGGAUAUGGAAAUGGCCAAGAGCUCAUUGGAGAGUCUUGAAAAUCAUGCUGCGGAUGAGAAGCUGCGCUUCUACCGCACCAUGAAUAUAUUCUCACGAAACCUACUGGAAUGCCUGUCUGAGAAGAUGAUUUUAAUAAACUCCAUUGAGCUGGACAUGCACAGUCUCUAUAUUGACCAGGCAGAGGCGCUGAUGAGUCAGAGAAGAGAAGCACUGCAGGAGGAGUCCUCCAGGAUUCAGAAGAUAACCUAUAACACUGAUUCACACGACAACGGUGACACAGGCGGAGACUCUAACCCUACUUGGCAGAAUUGCUUGUCUGAAGAAGACGCUGGGUGUGUGCCGUGUGACUGGGAGCCCGCGUCUGAGCAGCAGGCAGAGCUACAAAGGAAAAGAGAUGAUCUGCUGAAAAAGGCGAAGGAAGUGUUUGCAGAUGUUCAAACGGACUUCUGGGAUGUGAAGAAAAUCCUCUCUAGAUUUGAUGAGUGGCGCGUCUCCUUUCAGGACUCUUACAGUAAUGCCUACAUUGGCCUAUGCCUCCCAAAACUCCUGGCACCCCUGAUCCGACACCAGCUUAUUGGCUGGAAUCCUCUUCAGGCAGACGAAGACUUCGAAACAUUGCCGUGGUAUUCUGCUGUUGAGAGGUUCUGUCAUGGUCAGGGUUAUGAGGAGUCGGAGAACAUGGAUAAGACGACGCUGCCUACCAUAAUUGAGAAGACGAUCCUCUCUAAAGUUCAAGGUUUCGUGGAGCUGGUGUGGGACCCUCUGUCCGCGCGGCAGUCUCAAACCCUCACGACACUCUGCAAGAGAAUACAGGAUGAUUAUUCUGUAUUUGAUGGUGAACAAAGCAAACCUGUCAAGGCCUUUGUAGAAGCAGUUAUUCAGAGGUUAAGGAGCGCUGUAGAUAAUGACGUCUUUGUCCCACUGUACCCAAAAAAGUUUCUAGAGGAUAAACGGUCCCCACAGUUCCAGUUUCAGAACAAACAGUUUUGGUCAGCAGUGAAGUUGCUUGGUAAUAUGGCAUUAUGGGACGGUUUAAUUCAUGAACAUGUUCUUAAAGAGCUGAUGUUGGAGAAACUUCUCGGCCGUUACUUGAUGAUAACUGUCCUUAAUGAAUCUGAUCCAAAACACACCGUCCACAAAUGCAAAAAGAUUGCAGAUUGUUUUCCUGAAUCGUGGUUCAUUGAUGGGAUCACUGGGUGGUCACUUCCUCAGCUGCAGAGCUUCAGCAAACAUCUUCUUCAGACCGCUCGGGUCUUAUUUAAGGACAGCAGUGACCCCAGCAGCACUCGGGCACUUUUAUCUGAUGUGCUGUUUGUCCUCAAGAAGAUAAAGGCACAUGACGGCAUUAGGACUAUAACAGAAAAAUAUCACUGUGAGGAUCUGUUAAAAACUCUCCCGUAGCAGCCAUCUUGUGUCGGAUGUUUUUAAGUCACUUUGAUAUAUGUAUGUAUAGUGAAUAAAAUGUUUUAUUUUA